AUGGAUCGCAGACCUCAGGCCGGCACCACGGUUUUGGACGUGGGCGGCUGGCGGGUCGUCGUCACCGACGGGCACACAGUGCUGCCCGAUGGCAUGACGCACCUGCCCGACGACGCGUUCUACGGGCACCGCAGCGCCCUCAUCUCUGUCGUCUGCCCGAGCAGCCUCGUCUCCAUCGGCGAUCGUGCCUUCUAUUCCAACUUUUACCUCACCUCCAUCACCCUUCCCGCCGGGCUCACGUCAAUCGGCGAAUCAGCCUUCUAUUACUGCUGUUCACUCGCCUCCAUCUCCUCCGUCGACUCCCACGCCCUUUUCACCUUCCCCGCCAGCCUCGCCUCCAUCGGUCGCUACGCCUUUUACGCUGGCCGCAUCGACUUUGCUCCAAUCAUGCCUGGCUCCUCGCGCACGCGCGUUACGGUGCCAGCCACCGCCCAGAUCGGCGAGGAGGCCUUCCCCUACGCUGCCACCAUCCUCCGCGUCCCGCCCGCGAGCAUGCGCGCCCAGGAGCGGCUCCUCUUCUUCUACAAGGGCGCGCUGGCCUACAAGCGCUGCCGCCCCGGCCUACUCGGCUGGCUAGAGCGGGCCCAGAUCAGGCUCGGCGCUUACGGUCCGGACGGCGCGGCGCGCCAGCGCGACCUGGAGGAGUUCGAAGGCGACUGUGCGCUAGCUGCGAUCCAUGCGUGA
Molecule: messenger RNA, 684 nt
Organism: Emiliania huxleyi CCMP1516
Lineage: Eukaryota; Haptophyta; Isochrysidales; Noelaerhabdaceae
Exons: 1
Coding region: 1-684 (227 amino acids)
Source: RefSeq, a predicted model, not a curated record